This is a messenger RNA of Actinia tenebrosa (Australian red waratah sea anemone), 1820 nucleotides long. Its product is annotated as acyl-coenzyme A diphosphatase FITM2-like. Gene Ontology annotation, cellular component: endoplasmic reticulum membrane. NCBI's taxonomy places the organism in Eukaryota, Metazoa, Cnidaria, Anthozoa, Actiniaria, Actiniidae. Gene Ontology annotation, biological process: lipid droplet organization; phospholipid biosynthetic process; lipid storage. The record is from RefSeq and is a predicted model, not a curated record. Gene Ontology annotation, molecular function: coenzyme A diphosphatase activity.
UUGAAUUCAAGAUGGCUGACGAAACAAGCGAAGAAAAACCGGUUCACGAAAAACUCCUCCAGUUCUUAAAAUCCACGUAUUCUGCCCUCAGAACAAUUGCCCUUACGAAAACAACAUAUAAAGUAGCAAUAUACUGGUUGAUUGUAGUUCUUGGAUCUUUUAUUCAUGAAUUUUUUCCUCCUCCAAGAUCGUACUUUUCCUACACUAAGAACGUGUUCAACGUGUACUUCGUGAAGCUUGGAUGGGGAUGGACGUGGACGCUUCUAAGUGUUCUUGUACUCACCACAUCGGCUAUACUAACUUCAGGAAAUGUUAUCUUAAUAGCAAGUCAUUAUAGUAGACUCAUCGUCGCCACGAUCGCAUGGUUUCUUUGGGUUAAUUUUUUUGAGUACGUUGAACAUAUAUCCGGUAGUUGUAAAGGAGAGUCCAGACAUGGUUCCAAGUAUACGUGCCAUAAACACGGCUACUUCUGGGAAGGAUUUGAUGUAUCAGGCCAUACCUUCCUACUGAUUCACUGCUGUCUUACUAUCAGUGAAGAAAUCAAAGUUGUGAAGCUCAUUGAAGACCUCGACAAGGGAAUCGAUAACCAUGGAAAUCCAUCAACUGGCCCGAUGUCCUUCAAGUCCAAGUAUUGGUACAAGCUAUUUAGCCCAUUCAUCAAUACCACUUUCCUGUUCACUGCUAUUUUGAUGGUUCUCUGGGAGAUAAUGCUUGUAUCAACUUGUGUGAAUUUUCACACAACUCUUCAAAAAAUCUUUGGUGCAUUGCCAGCUUUUAUUACAUGGAAAUUUAAUUAUCAAUAUUGGCAUAUGCAGGAUUCUGGAGUUGUUUUAUCUGCUCAAAGUUAUUUCAAUAAUUAUGACUUCAGGCAAUAAAUUGACUCCCAGAUGAUUCUGUAUUUACCUGCAGUCCACUUCAACAAAUCCAGAAGAUUAAACUAGAGUAAGAAUGUUAUGGAAAAUAUUUUAAAAUCAKAUUUAUUUUAAAAUGUACUAAAGUAUUGAAAUUUAUUUUUCUUGCAAUCUAGUAUCCUAAAAAUCUCAUUGGCUGUACAAGCAGGUGGUAUUUUCUAUCUCUGACCACAGCUGUCCAGUAUCAUGGUAUAAUAACAACAAUAAUAAUAAUAUGCAAAAUAAGAUAAAUAAAUUAUUUAUGAUCRUAAAGUCAGUCUAGACAGAAAAAACUGUGCCCUCGCCUUUGAAACAAAUCUCAGCCUAAUGGCCUCUAGUCUCCUCCACAGCCAUCAUUAGUUCCGGUACCAGAUCAUCAUGGGUCAAUGAGGAUCUGUGACUGAAACUAAUGACAGCUGAGGAGUAGACUAAAUGUCUCAGUCUGUAUGUUCAAGAUCUAGGGCUCAGUUACUGUUUAUCUGGCUGGUACAUAAAUAACCUCUAUGUAUUUUAGCCUUUUGGGCCUUCAAGUUUUCGUAUGCUAAACUAUUUAACAAGACAUCAUAUUAUAGAAUUAUCUUAGGCUAUUUCUUCAGAUGUUUUUAAGCUUGAGUCAUAUAAGAAUGUAUUACAAGGGAAGCACAGGUGGCAUGUGCUGCUAAUGCGCUGCCUCUCACCAAUGCGGCCUGAGUUUGAGUCCUGCCGAUCUCRAUGUYGUAUGUGAGCAGAGUUGUUUGUUGGUUCUCUCCUGUGCUUCGAGGGUUUUUCCCGGGUUCUCCGGUUUUCCUCCCUCCACAAAAAUCAACUUCUAAAUUCUAAUUCCAUCUUGGGCUUUCACCUAGCUCUGUUGUGAUUGUCCCACGUCGUGAUAAAACAGUUUAAGCUUAAUAUAUGUUUUUUAAAGAUUUAAAUAAAGAGAUUUAAAUAGUA